AUAUUGAAAUGAGUCACGUCUAAUUUUAUCGUAAUGUUUAAACGUGUAUCAUUGGGCAUGCACGACUAGUAUGAAUUUCACAGGUAGAACACAAAAUAAACAAAUGGUUAUAAACGAAAUCGAAAAUGUUUAUUUUUACAUUUAUCAGGCAGAGAUGCUAUUUAUCGAAUGUUAAAUUUCGUUAAGAAAAUAUAAGAACUUUUAUAGAAUACGUUAAGUAACUUUUGAUUAGAUCAGCGUUCGUUCGUAUUUUUUCUGUUUACGCAAAAUCGCUUGGAACGUCGAUAAUAAUAAGACGAGAAGGCGCCAAACCCAGAUUUGUGGGUGCACCACAGUAGUCGUUCGGGCGAAAAGAGGACGAAGACGAAGACCGACAUACGAUACAUAAGUGAGUUUGAAAUUGGUGCUUGUGUAUUUUCAACAAAAAAGGGAUUGCAACUACGCCCAAUUAAAUUACUAAUCAAAGUUUUCUCACUAACAUAUGUCGUACAACAUGUCCCACACAGUAACUGUUACAAGGACAACAACAACGUCAACAUCUGCAGUCAUCCUUAAUACGGGAUACUUUAAAACAUGGCCUGGUAUCUUGAAAUUUUUCGAAUUGAUUCUUGGAAUUGCUGCGGUUGCUAUUGUUGGAUAUUAUUAUAACACUUAUUAUCAGCUAAAAGUACCAGAGACAUUCUUCCUAUUGAUCUUCACAACGUUCAUGAUAGGAACGUUUUUGAUUUUAUUCUCCUGUCUUAUAUCUCUUUCUACCGCAUCUAUACUCUCGAAAACCGUAUAUGAAUCUGUCUACCACGGUUUUGCAUGCCUUUUGUGCUUAAUUGCUGGACUGGUCCUUCUUAUAGAAGUGAAUCAUUAUAAGAGAAGUUACGGGAAUAUGUAUGAGUCAUAUUUUGCAGCAUCAGUCAUUGGUUUAGUGUUGGCAGCUUUAUAUCUCAUUAGCUCUAUUUUUGCUAUAAGAGGCUACCGAGGGCUAUAAAAUCAUUUACUUCUAAAACGAAAAAUAUUCAACUGCCAUAUUAACGGAAAAAUAUUUUUCUAGAUCAUCUACUUUUUUUACGACUUUGUAAUAUUAUACCGCCACAUAAGAAUCUACUACUGUAUUAACACUGUACCUAAUCGUUUAAUGUUGUCCGCCUAAUUGUUUAAUGUUAAAAAUUAAAGACAUAGAUUUUCGUUAU
This is a messenger RNA of Agrilus planipennis (emerald ash borer), 1184 nucleotides long. RefSeq lists its product as uncharacterized. Lineage: Eukaryota; Metazoa; Arthropoda; Insecta; Coleoptera; Buprestidae. Gene Ontology annotation, cellular component: membrane. The record is from RefSeq and is a predicted model, not a curated record. The transcript is spliced from 5 exons. Bases 482 to 982 code for a protein of 166 amino acids.